AUGGCAGAAUUAAAAGCGUGUAAAGUGUGUAACAUUAGCCGAGAGAAGCAUUAUGGACUGGCGGUAACCUCUCUGGAUCAGCUCAAAAUAAAAGGUGGUGAGGCUCUAGGGUUCAGACCCAGUGCAUCAGUCUCAGUGGUGCUAGAAGUUGAUGGGACUAUUGUGGAAGAUGAGGCUUACUUCAUGUGUCUGCCAGCAAAUACAAAAUUCAUGCUGUUACAUGCCGACGAAAUAUGGAUGCAUUCUCAUCAAGUUGCUGGAGGGACAGCACAGCCUUGCAGAAAGUCCACUGAUCUGGAGGUAGAUGGAAAAGACACUGUUGAUGGGUUUGAAUCUUGGCGCAGUUUGGCAGGACAGCUCAGACAGGACCUGGCCAGUAUUAUCCUCAUGUCCGAGGCAGAUCUACAGAGUUUGAUUGAUGUGCCAUGCUCAGAUCUGGCUGCAGUGUUGGACUUCUCACAGCAGAAAACCCAGGUCCUACAGGACACGCUGCAGAGAAUGCUGGACCGCAGGGAAGAAGAGAGACAGUCCAAAGAGUUACUGAGGCUCUAUUUGAAAGCCAUGGAGCGAGAAAGCACCUGGGACCCACAAGAAGAUAGCGCUAGACUUGAUGAGACAGAUGGGGUGCAGGUGGAGGCCGCAGCAGGGUUCAGCUCCACAACACUAAUGCUCCUGAAGGACAAAAAAUACCCAGAGACCAGACUAUCCAAUGAAGAGCUACAGAUGGUAGCAGGGCAUCGAGUGGAGGUCAUGAUGGAGGUGUUGGGCUGGGACGGUGAAAGGACAUCAGCACUGGUCCAGGCAUGUGAAAGUGAGCUCAGUAAAUGCCUACAGCGAGUUCAAGCCCUGCAAUCCCUCAGUGCUCAAUAUCAGUCCACUUCACAAGCACACACUGAGAGAGAGACCCGAGCCAAACGAUGCAAAAAACACACACACUGACAAACCUCUAUUUUUGUGACCCUGGAUCACAAAAGCAGGCUUAAGUAGCACCGGGUAUAUUUCUAGCAAUAGCCAAAAAUACAUUGUA
This is a messenger RNA of Sinocyclocheilus grahami, 1027 nucleotides long. RefSeq names its product DNA fragmentation factor subunit alpha-like. The transcript is spliced from 6 exons. The coding region runs from base 1 to 939 and encodes 312 amino acids. Gene Ontology annotation, biological process: apoptotic process; regulation of apoptotic process. The record is from RefSeq and is a predicted model, not a curated record. Lineage: Eukaryota; Metazoa; Chordata; Actinopteri; Cypriniformes; Cyprinidae.